AUGAUGGCCCUUACAGUCGGUGUCUUGGCCCUCCAGGGCGGCUUCAUCGAGCACAUCGAGCUGCUGAACAAGGCCGCCUCCUCCAUCUUCUCCCAGGACUUUGCUUUUGAAGCCGUCGAGGUGCGCACCGCCCAGGAGCUCGCUAGAUGCGAUGCCUUGGUGAUUCCCGGUGGCGAGAGCACCACUAUAUCGUUUGUUGCUCAACAGUCAGGCCUGUUGGAGCCGCUGCGUGAUUUCGUCAAGGUCCAGAAGAAACCCGUCUGGGGAACCUGCGCUGGCCUCAUCCUCCUCUGCGACGAAGCCAAUGGCACCAAGAAGGGAGGCCAGGCCCUCAUCGGCGGUCUCAGCGUCCGCGUCCACCGCAACCACUUUGGUCGUCAAAUGGAGAGCUUCGCUACGCCCGUCGAUUUGCCCUUCCUCGCCGGUGAAGGCAACUCCGAGCAGUUCCCGGGCAUCUUCAUUCGUGCUCCAGUCGUGGAGGAGGUCCUCCCUCAUGGUGACGGCCCAGAGGUGGAGGUCUUGGCUAGACUUGCGAACCGAGUCGAGAGGGCGAAGGCUGGUCUUUCGCUGGCUGUCACGAAGGGUGAUGCCGGAGAUAUCAUUGCGGUUCGCCAGGGCUCGAUUAUGGGUACGAGCUUUCACCCUGAACUGACCAGCGAUGCACGUAUCCAUUCGUGGUGGUUGAAGCAAGUGAUUCGUGGAUUGUAA
Molecule: messenger RNA, 708 nt
Organism: Trichoderma virens Gv29-8
Lineage: Eukaryota; Fungi; Ascomycota; Sordariomycetes; Hypocreales; Hypocreaceae
Exons: 2
Coding region: 1-708 (235 amino acids)
Biological process (GO): pyridoxine metabolic process; pyridoxal 5'-phosphate biosynthetic process
Cellular component (GO): glutaminase complex; cytosol
Molecular function (GO): glutaminase activity
Source: RefSeq, a predicted model, not a curated record